UCCAAUGAUGAUCAAUACUUCCUGCUCAGCCCCUUUUUCCUGCGGCUGGCUUACUGAAGCACUGUCACUGGAGUUCUUUGAAGAUGGGACAAAUGGAGAGAAUCAAAGAUUGAAAAGCACUCAAGAUUAUCUCGGCAGUUCUUGUAUUUUUACCAGAACAAGAGACUUGCUUAGCUCAACCUUCCUCACACUCGCUAUUCUCAAGACCUGGGUUCCAGCCACUUUCUUACCGGCUCCGAGGAGAAUUUCCGAAGAGACACCUGCAGUAUUUCCACAGCUCAGCUAUGCUACUGUUGCUCAUACCAGUGCUGGGGAUGAUUUUUGCCCUGAGAGAUGCCAGAGCCCAGUCUGUAAGCCAGCAUAACCACCAUGUGAUUCUCUCUAAAGGGGCCUCACUGGAGUUAGGAUGCAACUAUUCCUACGGUGGCACUGUUAAUCUCUUCUGGUAUGCCUAGCACCCUGGUCAAGACCUUCCGUUUCUCCUCAAGUACCUUUCAGGGGACCCAUUGGUUAAAGACAUCAAAGGCUUUGAGGCUGAAUUUAUGAAGAGUAAAUCCUUCUUUAACCUGAGGAAACCCUCUGGGCAGUGGAGUGACAUGGCUGAGUACUUCUGUGCCGUGAAUGCCACAGUGAAUGGGACCGCAAAGGGAGCUGAACACAAACUUCGUAAGGUGCUAGGGAGAAUAACUGCCUCUGAAAGAUUUUGGAU
This is a messenger RNA of Macaca mulatta (Rhesus monkey), 709 nucleotides long. The record is from RefSeq and is a predicted model, not a curated record. NCBI's taxonomy places the organism in Eukaryota, Metazoa, Chordata, Mammalia, Primates, Cercopithecidae.